AUGUCCAAGUUCUACGCGGUGCGCGUCGGACGUGUGCCGGGCGUGUACACGACAUGGGACGAGUGCAAGGCGCAAGUCGAGCGCUUCCAGGGAAGCGUCUACAAGUCGUUUCCGACACGUGAGCUGGCCGAGGCGUUUCGGCGGGGCGAGGACGUGCGGGCGCCGGCGGCGCGGAAGCGCGGUGCGGACGACGGCGGGGAGCGGGUUGCGAAGGCGCCCAAGGUCGUGUCCAUUAUCCCAUCCUUCCAGGGCGUCACGGUGUACACCGACGGGUCGGCUCGGGGGAAUGGGCGCACUGGCGCCAUUGCGGGGUACGGCGUGUACUGGGACGAUGCCAAGUACCACUCACUGAACCUCGCACGCCGCCUCGCGGGGCCGGUACAGACAAACAAUCGCGCGGAGCUCACGGCGAUCCUGCGGGCCGUGCAGGUGUGCCCCGAGCCGCUGAAGCCGCUGCGCAUCUUUACCGAUAGCCAAUACGCGAUCAAUGCGCUGACCAAGUGGCUGCCCGGCUGGCAGCGCAACGGGUGGCGCACCGCAAAGGGCGAGGACGUGCUGAACAAGGACCUGAUGGUCGCGCUGCAUAGUGCGUUUACCAAGCGGUCCGUCCGCCCGACGCUCGUCUAUGUCCGGGGCCACAUGGGCACACACGGCAACGAGAUGGCUGACCAACUCGCGAACCACGGCGCGACGCUUCCCGAGAUGGGGCUCGAGGAGGACGAGGCGGCGGUGCGCGAAAAGGUACAGCCCAAGGACGAGGCCGCAGAUUUCCCCUCGCCUGUUCCAUCGCGCACUGGAUAG
This is a messenger RNA of Malassezia japonica, 801 nucleotides long. RefSeq names its product ribonuclease H. The coding region runs from base 1 to 801 and encodes 266 amino acids. The record is from RefSeq and is a predicted model, not a curated record. NCBI's taxonomy places the organism in Eukaryota, Fungi, Basidiomycota, Malasseziomycetes, Malasseziales, Malasseziaceae. Gene Ontology annotation, biological process: DNA replication, removal of RNA primer. Gene Ontology annotation, molecular function: nucleic acid binding; RNA-DNA hybrid ribonuclease activity; magnesium ion binding. The transcript has 3 exons.